Myripristis murdjan (pinecone soldierfish) is the source of this 1752-nucleotide messenger RNA. Its product is annotated as synaptic vesicular amine transporter-like. The coding region runs from base 99 to 1544 and encodes 481 amino acids. Gene Ontology annotation, cellular component: terminal bouton; synaptic vesicle membrane. Gene Ontology annotation, biological process: transmembrane transport; aminergic neurotransmitter loading into synaptic vesicle. NCBI's taxonomy places the organism in Eukaryota, Metazoa, Chordata, Actinopteri, Holocentriformes, Holocentridae. The record is from RefSeq and is a predicted model, not a curated record. Gene Ontology annotation, molecular function: serotonin:sodium:chloride symporter activity. The transcript is spliced from 16 exons.
UCUGUGUGUUUUGCGGACCGGCUGCACACACCGCUGUCACAUCCGCAUGUGAACCCGCUCUGCUCCGUUUUCUUAUCUCCGUCAAAGCUGAUACAGAGAUGCAAGUAACGGGAAAACUAUGUCAACUGCGAGAGCUAGGCUUGCUGACUUGGCUGAGGCAGGAGGCACAGCUGAAGACAACAGUCCUGGUUAUUGUGUUUAUUGCCUUGCUGCUGGAUACCAUGCUGCUCUCUGUGGUCGUGCCAAUACUUCCCAGUUACCUGUACUCAAUGGACCAGCUUGCCACCCGCGCCGCUGAGAGCAGCACAGUCGGUUCCACCUUCCAGCCCCGCAGUAACAGCUCAGUGGGUUUGAACUCCACAGCCGAGCCUCCGAGCCCGGCUCCCUCCUCUGAUUCAUCCAUCGUGGUCCAGAACUCCUCUUGUACCAAUUACACUAGAGCAGACACUCUGCUGGACCAUGAAAAUGUGAAAGUUGGAGUGCUGCUGGCCUCCAAGGCCGCCGUACAACUCAUCACCAACCCCUUCAUUGGGCCACUGACUAACAGGAUAGGAUACCACAUCCCAAUGUUUGCUGGAUUCUGUAUAAUGUUCUUGUCAACCACCUUGUUUGCCUUCUCAUCGAGCUACACUUUAUUACUCCUGGCCAGAUCAGUGCAAGGUGUGGGCGGCUCCUGCUUGACUGUAGCUGGUUUGGGGAUGCUGGCCAGUGUGUACACAGCUGACAAGGAGCGAGGACGUGCUAUGGGAAUAGCCUUCAGUGGUUUGGCCUUGGGAUUAGUGUUGGGCGCUCCAACUGGAAGUGUGAUGUAUCAGUUUGCAGGGAAAACAGCUCCUUUCCUGUUCCUGGCUUUCAUCGCUGUGUUGGGUGGAGCGGCACAUUUCCUCAUCUUUCAGCCAUCAGGAGUGCAGUCAGAGAGUAAAAAUGGGACCCCACUGCUGACUCUGUUGAAGGAUCCAUACAUUCUCAUUGCUGCUGGGGCCAUUUGUUUUAUAAACCAGGCUACUGCUAUGACAGAGGCGGCACUGCCCAUCUGGAUGAUGAAAACCAUGUGUGCAAGCAAAUGGCAGCAAGGUGUUGUCUUCCUGCCAGAGAGUGUUUUCUACCUUGUUGCAUCCAACACUGUUGGCGCCCUGGCUCACAAAAUUGGGAGAUGGCUAUGUGCUUUGUUUGGAAUGCUCCUAAUGGGAAUCACCGCCAUUUCUUAUGGAUUUGCCAAGAACAUCUACCAUGUGAUGGCUCUAAGUGCAGCAGCUGGCUUUUCAAUCGGCAUGGUGGAUUCCACGAUGAUGACUGUGCUUGGUCACUUGGUGGAUCUGAGACAUGUGCCUGUCUAUGGCAGCAUCUAUGCCAUUGCUGAUGUGGCAGUCUGCAUUGGUUUCUCUUUUGGUCCGUCUGUCGGCGGCCCCAUCGCAGCAGCGCUUGGCUUCCCGUGGCUCAUGACCAUCAUUGGAAUAGUCAACAUCCUCUACGCGCCGCUCUGCUUCCUCCUCGUCAGACCGUUUCAGAAACAAGAGAAUUUGGUUUUGGUAGAAGAAAACUAAGCAUGCGUGGUUGACAAUGAGUGAAAAAAUGCUGCAGGAUGGACCUCAGUCUGCAUGACAGAAACUUCACCCAAAGUGAGAAGAUGAAUUGCUGGUUAUUUAUUUUGCUCAAGAACAAAUCGGAUCAAAUGUACUGACAAAACACAAAGCUGGUAAACAUGUUACUGUUGUUGUCAUUAAAGGAAUUCAACCAUUCGUGGGAAAAGAA